Messenger RNA from Mercurialis annua (annual mercury), 1230 nucleotides. RefSeq lists its product as uncharacterized. Bases 1 to 1230 code for a protein of 409 amino acids. The record is from RefSeq and is a predicted model, not a curated record. Lineage: Eukaryota; Viridiplantae; Streptophyta; Magnoliopsida; Malpighiales; Euphorbiaceae. The transcript has 5 exons.
AUGACGACAAAUGAGCUGCCAGCCCUAAAAAUUUAUUGGGAUGAACUGGUUGAGCUGACGAGUGUAGUGAAUUUUGCACAACUACAAGUCGUAAUUAGAAGGGUAAUUGGGCUAAAGGAUGGUGACGAGAUAGUGAAGAUUUAUCUACGAGUGCCUCGGUUCGAUGAACAUGGAAGAUUUCAAAAAUAUGAUGGUUUUCCUAUGGACACAGAUGUUCAUAUGCAAGCAAUGUGGCGUAAUGUUUCGCGGACGCCACAAAUGAGGGUACUUGAGUUUUAUAUUGUGUACAAUCCGUUAUCUCAAGUACGUGCGGAUGGAGACGACUGUGCGGAUGUAGACGACUCUGUGGAUGUAGACGAUUGUGCGGAUGUAGACGACUGUGCGGAUGUAGACGAUGGUGAUGAUUUUAGUGAUGAGGAUGAGGAAGAAGAACACUUCUACGGGGCCGUUGCUGAUGACAACGAGGAUGAUGAUGAUGAUGACAUCGGUGGUGAUAAUGGAGAUGGCACCCAUGGUGAGAAUGUCGGUGGUGGGUCGGAACAAAAUACAGAUCAUUUUGAGUCGCGCCUUCCUCAUGAGUACACGCAUCAAAAUGUUGACGACAUGUGUGUCAAUAUGAAUCUGUGGCCUAAAGAAAAUGCAAUAUGGGAAGCAUGCAAAGAGUUUGAAUUGGGGAUGGUUUUUAGUUCGAGGUAUGCUGUCCAGACAUGCGCGGCGAGUUAUCACAUUGCAGCUAAUAAAGAAUACAAGAACAGUGUAACAACUGGUAAAACAAUAGUUCUUGUGUGUGUGAACAAUGACACUUGCAAUUGGAGCGGCCAAUCAAUAAACCAAGACCAUCGCAAUUUAAGAGCGCGACAGAUAGCUGAACACAUCGACACGCAAUUGCAUCUGCAACGUGACAUUAGGAUUAAAACGCUUCAAGAGGGCAUUUUUCAAAAACUGCGAGUUAGGCCCGGAUACAAAAAAACUUGGUAUGCCAAGGAAAAGGCCAUUGCAAACAGGUUCGGACAAUGGGACGACUCUUUCAAGGAGAUUUGCAAUUUUAUGACGAAUGUCACCGUUGCUAAUCCCAGGACAGUCUGGCAUGCUACCGGUACACCAAUUGAAAACAAUCCACAAUUCAGAACUUUCAAGCAUAUGUUUUGGACUUACGAGCCAGUGGUGAAGGGUUUUCAGUAUUGCAAGCCUGUGGUUCGGAAACUGCCGCAUCCUGGAGGUAUUUCAUGA